Messenger RNA from Lineus longissimus, 4810 nucleotides. RefSeq names its product extracellular sulfatase Sulf-1-like. Gene Ontology annotation, molecular function: N-acetylglucosamine-6-sulfatase activity; glycosaminoglycan binding. Lineage: Eukaryota; Metazoa; Nemertea; Pilidiophora; Heteronemertea; Lineidae. The record is from RefSeq and is a predicted model, not a curated record. The transcript has 19 exons. Bases 300 to 3452 code for a protein of 1050 amino acids.
ACUGUGAAAGAAAGCAGUCACUCUAUACAAAAUAUCGGAAUAUACAUGUAAAUAAAACUAUAAUUAUCUCGUAUUUUUAACCACUUAUUCUUUAAGGAGUACAUGUAGUUUUAGUUCUGAGGGAAUUCUGUUCAUUUUUAGUGUUUUAGGAAGUUGUUAUUAACUGUUGUGUCUGUUGUGAUCUCUGUGAACUAAGACUGUUUUAAGAGACAACGGAGAUUACACUGCGUUCGUGUCGAGGUCGGUUUAGCUGAACGCCAAAUGUACGGACCAAUUAGAUAGUACCUGCUGACGUUUCAAUGAAAGGGUCAUACCCCUACAUCCUUCUAGUCCUGUCGCUAUGGACCAUUGCCGCUAUUAGUCAUGUGACCUCAUCGUAUCAGCGUGACAAUCCCGCGGACAGUGACAUCCGCCCUGAGGAUGCGGUCAAAGCACGGUGGGCUAAACGGCGGAAAUCUAGUCGAAAGAGUGAGAAACCCAACAUCGUGAUUGUGUUGACAGACGAUCAGGAUAGUGAGCUAGGGUCGUUGAAUUAUAUGCCAAAAACAUUAAAAAUACUCAGAGACGGCGGUGCAAGAUUUACGAAUUCGUUUGUGACGACGCCAAUGUGUUGUCCGUCGCGAAGCUCCUUCCUGACUGGUCAAUAUGUCCACAAUCACAACACGUACACAAAUAACGACAACUGUUCCUCAAUUAAUUGGCAGCAGAAAUACGAGAUCAACAACUUUGGGACGUAUUUGAGUAACGCGGGAUAUCGUACAGGUUACUUUGGGAAAUAUCUCAAUGAGUAUAAUGGCACAUAUAUCCCGCCCGGAUGGCGGGAAUGGGUAGGCCUUGUCCGUAAUUCCAGAUUUUAUAACUACUCGAUAAAUUUUAAUGGACGGAUAAUAAAGCAUGAGGAUAAUUACUAUAAGGAUUAUCUAACGGAUUUAAUCGCUAAUGAUAGCGUGACGUUCUUAAAACAAUCAAAGGAGUAUUUUCCCAAUAGGCCUGUUGCGAUGGUCUUAAGUAUGCCUGCACCGCACGGCCCGGAGGACUCUGCCCCACAGUACCAACAUAUGUUCCAGAAUAACACAGCACACAGGACGCCCAGCUGGAACUAUGCGCCGAACCCCGACAAACAAUGGAUCCUACAGGUGACGGGGAAGAUGGAACCGAUACACAUGGCGUUUACUGACAUGUUACAGCAGAAGCGCUUACAGACGCUUCAGUCCGUUGAUGAUGCUGUUCAAAAGGUGUUCCAAGAGCUACGAAACCUGGGAGAGGUAGACAAUACAUACAUGAUCUUCACCUCCGACCACGGUUAUCAUCUCGGGCAGUUCGGGCUGCUGAAGGGCAAGGCCAUGCCGUAUGAAAUGGAUGUGCGGGUACCGUUCCUGAUUAGAGGGCCCGGCAUUCCUCACGGGAUAACGAUCCCCAACAUCAUUAUAAACCUGGAUAUAGCGCCGACCGUCAUUGAUAUUGCCGGCGUCCCCGUCCCUGAUCACAUGGACGGCCGCUCCAUCAUGGAUCUUCUGCAGAUGGCACGCGAUCCAGCCAAUCUAUAUAAUGGCGUCAUGAAACGAAAGAAAGCUUGGCGCGAUACGUUUCUAUUAGAAAGGGGAAAACUCACCGUGAAAAAACUCAAGGAGCGCGAGCGGCAGGAAGUUAUUCAAAUGAACGCCAUCGCAUCGAAGGAGUUACGUUUGAAAGAGCAAUGUUUAAAACCUGAGUUUCAGUCACCAUGUAAAAUAGACCAGAAAUGGGAAUGUCGCACAGGAGAACGCCUACGUUUGUACAAAUGUCGAUUUGGUCGGAAGGCGAACACAGACGCGACAGCUUCGGAGAUAUGUCAAUGCCCUCCAAAAGUCGCGACAGGGAAAAAGAAAUUUAUGCGUCGUAAGAAGAGACGUAAUCACCGACAUGACGGGCAAGAUGAAGGAGGUCCAACAACCACACCACCCACUAUUCCAAUAGAUUGGGCUCUCGCCUCUCGGCACGGAUUUCGACAAGCGCAGUACCGACAAUUCCAAACCCGCAGAAAGCGUUCCAUCUUUGCGCCGAGCAAGCGACGUUUCUUGAAAGUGGUUGGCGCACCAGAGAAGGAGAUGACGCUGAGUCACGUGUUCAAGCGGUCUGCACCGCCUGGGUUUGAAUGGCGAACGGCGUUCAAGAAUUACGUCAACGAUGAACCAGCAUCAGCACCUGCACCCCCUGGGCCGACACCCGACAGCGUCCUGAAGAAGUGCCGCGUCCUUGCCAACGACACCGUCUCAUGUCAGCAGGAGGUCUUCACAGAUUUUGACAAGUGGCGCGUCCAUAAAGAGGAAUUGAACAAAAUCAUCCAAGGAUAUCGCAAAAGGCUCGACAGUCUCAAAUACAUCCGGCGUCACUUGAAGAAACAACGCCCUCUAGAGCCACUACCAACUACUACUACGACUACAACAACGACCACAACAACACCAACAACAACAACAACAACAACAACAACAACAACAACUGUACCUCCAACAACGACACUUUCGCUGGAGGAUCUAGCGACGUAUUCGCCGAAUAUUUAUGAGGAUGAAUACGAUGACCUUGAGGAUUCAGAUGACCUUGAAGUUGACCCCAGUGACCCUAAUGCAUGCGUCUGCCCUGAUGACGACGAGGAGGUCAAUGCUGUAGAAAGGUGGUGGCGACGGAAGCGAAUACCAUGGCGACGCCUUUACAGGACGAAUCUAAAACUUGCUAGGGAAAAGGCGCGCCAGGAACGCAUCGAACGUCGUAAGAUGCGACGCAGCAAGCGGAAGAAUGCGCGAGCGGAGAAGGCUUUCAAGCCAGGUCGGAAAAAAGGGCGCAAGCGUGGCAAGGAACCGUGCAAGGAAUCGAGUAUGAAAUGUUUCACGAUGGACAAUGAUCAUUGGCGGACAGCUCCAAAGUGGAAGUCUCGCCAAGAUCCACAUUGUGACGUGAAGGGUGUCGAGUGUCGCAGGAUGGAUAACGACCACUGGAAAACCAAACCGCAGUGGAGAUUGGGUCCGUUCUGCUUCUGUGCCAAUUCGAACAACAACACAUACUGGUGUUUGAGGACAAUUAACGACACGCACAACUUCCUGUACUGUGAGUUCAUCACCGGGUUUAUCAGUUAUUAUGACCUCCUGAAGGAUCCGAACCAGUUCCAAAAUGCAGUUCGAGAGUUGGACUUUGGUAUUCGACUCAAGCUGAGGAUGCAGUUAGAUAAACUCAAAAGAUGUCGGGGAGCAAGAGAGUGCACCGUGAGAUCACGGGGGUCAGAUACAGGAAUGGAAGAAGAUGAUUCUGGUGGUGACCAAAAGGGGGCAGGAGCAUCUUCCCAGAAGCGACGGCCGGGUGACAGACUCGCUAUACCAGACUUUGUGAAGAAUUUCGGGACGAGAAAAUCAGAGAGUGAGCGGGAGCGUGGAUCUGGGCGGAUGAAUCUCAAUGAAGAGGAUUUACUUAUUGCUGGUUAAAGGCUCAGUCGAUCAUUCGAAAUUUUGAAUUUGUAAUUGAAUUUGAGAUUUUUACAAUCAUGUGAAUAUUGAUCAAAAAGUUCAAUAGUGCUGUUUAGUUCACGGACAAAUAAAUGCUCUACAUACCAAUUUUCAUUGCACUGGUGUGUCUAGUUACUACUACAAUACAGCCAUGUUUUUUUAUAUUUAUCAGUAAUAUAGGGCCUACUUGAAUGAACACCACCUUUAAAACAUUUAUCACUAGGCCAUCCAUCAUAGGAACGUGUUGGCAAAAGUGGAAGUUUUUCAAAUUGGCUUUAGAAUUUGAAUGUUGUAGUCGUUGGAAAUCCCACCAAUUCGGGCAUUAUCUAAGACCAAUCUCAGAUAUUUCAGACUUUUAUCGGAUGCGACUUAGAAAUCUCAGAACAGUACCCACUUUCGUAGAUUUCUGGGCUCCAGUUGGAAAGGAAGGAUACUUUUAGGCAUGCUGACACAAGUGGAGGUCUAUCAUCAGGGGCAAAAUGCUGUUGAAUUGAGAAUAUAAGUUUUGGGGCGGCGAAUAACUGGGGGGGGGGGGGAUGGAUACGGUCAUUGACUCAGACUGUGUCAUAUUUUAAACAAUGUUGUUAGUAAAAUGUAGAUCAUAAGGUGACAAUAUAAAGUAUGUACGAUAAUUAUUAAUGUCAGUUUGUCUAACCGAUGCUGUAAGCUCAUUGUUGACUUGAAUUUAGUGACGGCUAUCACAAAUACCUUGCGGUGGGCAUGGUUAUGUCCAACAAAUUCAUCUGGCUGAUUUCUGAUAAUUCCGGGGAAGAUGUAAAGAUGGGAUGUCUAGUCAUCUCAACCUAUCAACUUUGUUUAUAAUUCAGGCCUCUAGUUAGUCUUCAGAGAUGGUCAGUAGAGGCCUGCCAGCCCAUUCAGCUUUGUUGUAUGAAGGUAGAACUGUGUUUACAAAGGAUAUCCAAGCACCAGAGCUAUUCAGUCACCAGGCCUCUAGUUAUCAGACUUGGCAAAGGGUCAUUAGAGGCCCAACAGCCCAAUCCGCUUUGCUUUAUGUAGAUAGAAAAGUAUUGACAAUGGUUAUCCAAACAGCAGAUCUACUCAGGUAGCCAGGCUUCUAGUUAUCAGACUUAGGAAAGGUUCACUAGAGGCCCAGUGGCCCAACAGCUACAUUUUAUGUAGAGAAAACUGUGCUAGAUUCAGGCUUUGGUCAGUAUAAUAAUUCCUAUAGAAAAACUUACCAUUUAAUGGUGUGCUUUUCCCUUUUGGAGGGAAGAUGGGUUAACCUCGUAACCACAGUUUUCCCCUAUCGCAAUGUACAUAGCGUGUGAUGGCCAGUUCUAUGUUCAUGUAAAAUAAAUUUCAUUGGUGUUUUUAUA